Hippocampus comes (tiger tail seahorse) is the source of this 2510-nucleotide messenger RNA. RefSeq names its product PR domain containing 6 (gene prdm6). Gene Ontology annotation, molecular function: histone methyltransferase activity; protein binding. The record is from RefSeq and is a predicted model, not a curated record. Gene Ontology annotation, biological process: regulation of gene expression. Gene Ontology annotation, cellular component: nucleus. The transcript is spliced from 10 exons. The coding region runs from base 149 to 1783 and encodes 544 amino acids. NCBI's taxonomy places the organism in Eukaryota, Metazoa, Chordata, Actinopteri, Syngnathiformes, Syngnathidae.
GUGUGUGUGUGUGUGUGUGUGUGUUGUGUGUGUGCGUGUGUGUGCGAGUGCGAGUGUUCCUCCAUGAAGAAGAAGAAUCGAGGUUGGCCGUCAGCGCUCCUCAGCCGCACACACGCUCGCAGCCUCACCGCACCGACGGCGUGGCGCCAUGCUGAAGCCGGGCGAGGCAUCGGCGAGCGGGGCGUCGGCCUUCCUCAAAGUGGACGCAUCGGCGUACCUUCAUCACUGGCAGCAGCUUUUCCCGCACACGCCGCUCAAGGGGGACGCCUUGGCGGGGGUGGCGGCCCCCGCCGCUGAGAACCCCGCGCUGGGACGCCUCCUCCAAGUGAAGGAGCGGCGCUGCGGGGGCGUCGGGGUGGUGUCCUCCAGCGUCAAGAGCGGCGGCGAGGAAGACGGGAAGGCCGCCGCGUCGGCGUCCGCGCGGGCGGCGGACGGGACGAAGCUGACCGCCGAGGAGUUGGACUACUUCCUGUACGGACAGCAGAGGAUGGAGAUCAUACCCGUCAGCAGCCACAACGCCGACGUCAACAACCGCUGCGACAUGUGCGCCGACAACCGCAACGGCGAGUGUCCCAUGCACGGACCGCUUCACUCCCUGCGGAGGCUGGUGGGCACCAGCGGCACCGCCCCGGCGCCCCUCCCACUUCCCGACGUUCCCGACUGGCUCAGAGAUCUGCCCCGAGAGGUGUGUCUCUGCACCAGUACCCUACCCGGCCUGGGGUACGGAAUCUGCGCCGCCCAAAGAAUUCCCCAGGGUACCUGGAUCGGACCCUUCCAGGGCACCCUGCUCACGCUGGACAAAGUCCGUUGCGGAGCCUCCAGGAACACGCGGCACUUGUGGGAGAUUUACGACUCCGAGGGAACGUUGUGUCACUUCCUGGACGGCAACGAUCCGGCCAAAUCGAGCUGGAUGAGGUACAUCCGAUGCGCCCGACACUGCGGAGAGCAGAACAUGAUGGUCGUUCAGUACAGGUCGAGCAUCUUCUACCGGGCGUGCCUGGACAUCCCCCGAGGAAGCGAGCUCCUCGUUUGGUACAAUGACUCGUACACUUCCUUCUUCGGAAUUCCGCUGCAGUGCGUCGCUCAGGACGAAAACCUGAACGUGCCGGCGUCGGUGUCGGAGGUGAUGUCUCGUCAGGAGUCCUUGCAGCAACAACAACAACAACAACAAGCCUUCGGCAAAAGCCGUCACGCGCCGUCGGCGUCCUCGUCGGCGUCCGUGCGCUCCAUGGUGUUCCCUCAGAUGGCGUGCGGCAGAAGUUUCUCGGCGGCGGACAAGAGCGGAGCGCCGUUCCUGUCGUCCGAGUCCUCCUUCGGCCAGCUGUCCUCCAAGAACCAAAGAGUCCUGGCCAGUCCCACGUCCACCAGCCAGCUCAGCAGCGAGUUCAGCGACUGGCACCUGUGGAAGUGCGGCCAGUGCUUCAAGACCUUCACGCAGAGGAUCCUGCUGCAGAUGCACGUCUGCCCGCAAAACCCCGACAGGCCGUACCAGUGCGGCCACUGCUCGCUGUCCUUCUCGCAGCCGUCGGAGUUGCGCAACCACGUGGUGACGCACUCCAGCGACCGGCCCUUCAAGUGCGGCUACUGCGGACGCGCCUUUGCCGGCGCCACCACGCUCAACAACCACAUUCGCACGCACACGGGCGAGAAGCCCUUCAAAUGCGAGCGUUGCGAGCGCAGUUUCACUCAGGCCACCCAGCUGAGCCGUCACCAGAGAUUACCCAACGAAUGUAAACCCAACGGCGACGGAUCGGUGGGCGGCGAGUCCAUCGAGGUGGACUAGAACCCGACGCGAGCCGGCGGAAGCCGCCGUCCUCCCUCCGUCGCCGCUCCGCCGACGGCGACGUACCAAAGCUCUUCCAAAGCACGACCAAAGUUCUCCCCACCAAAGCGCUAACGGAGUUGGCCCAACUUCCUGCCACUGUUCUACUGAUGUUCUACCAAAGCUCUCGCAAAGCACUACUGACGUUCAAAGUUCUUCCCGUGUCCUUCCUCAGUUGUAGCACCCAAUUUUUACUCAAGUUCCAUCCCAAUUCUACCCGUGUUCUCCCAACACCCUUCUACUGAAACUUCUACUGGAGUUCUUCCAAAGUUGUACAAAAUGUAUUCCCCCCCCCCUUUUUUUAACGACUAAUGUCUGCCUCAAGUCUACCCCAGUUCUUCCAAAACGGUGCCAGACUUUUACCAGUACCACCAAAGGUCUCCACUUUUUUUUUUCUACGCGAUACCUAAGUGAGAGUGAUGUUCUACCAAAGAUGAGUAAAAUUUCUCCCCGAAUCCAAUCAUUGUCUGACCACAUCCUACCCAAGUUGUGCUGAAGUUCCCCCAAAGCUUCUUCGGGUUCCACCAAAGGUCCAUCAAUGUUAUCCUCAAUCGUCAAGCCAGCUUUUGCCAAAGUUCCGCAAAAUGGCCGGCAAAGUCGACUCGCCGGCGUGACCCCAAAGUGCUUCCAAGGUUGCAUCAGAAUAAGACCAAAGAGCGGCGUUCUGCAAAAUAUCCACCAACGUCCC